Molecule: messenger RNA, 3690 nt
Organism: Theileria orientalis strain Shintoku
Lineage: Eukaryota; Apicomplexa; Aconoidasida; Piroplasmida; Theileriidae
Product: long-chain-fatty-acid--CoA ligase 5
Exons: 15
Coding region: 1-3690 (1229 amino acids)
Cellular component (GO): membrane; endoplasmic reticulum
Molecular function (GO): long-chain fatty acid-CoA ligase activity; protein binding
Source: RefSeq, a predicted model, not a curated record
AUGAAAUACACAUACUCAGUACCAGUGGAGGGUUCGGAAGAAGAUGGUUACACCGCCGUUUACCGUAACCCGAAUUACAAGGAUAAAUUGCUAUCCUGCGAAGAUUACUUUGAUGGGAAAAUACAAACAGGAUGGGAUGUGUUCCAGAGAGGACUGAGUCUCUCAGAAAACUCGCCCUGCAUAGGCAAAAGAACAGUGAAGGAAGGAGUUUUGGGAGAUUUCGAGUACCUGACGUACAGAGAAGUGGAAAAAAUGGUGAAGGACGUGGGAAGCGGCCUGCUGCACCUGAACAAGUUCAAGGAGGCGACGCUGAAGGAGUUCAACGACACCAAGGUCAAAAUGCUGGGAAUUUACUCAGUUAACACGCCAGAAUGGCUGAUGUGCGAGCAGGUGUGCAACGCAUUCGGCCUAACACUGGUGCCUCUGUACGAUACACUGGGAGAACAGUCGACGGAAUACAUACUAAACACAACAGAGUUGAGCGUGGUAGUGUGUGACAAUAAAUGCGCAUUUAAGCUCCUGAACCUUAUGCCGAGGCUGAACAACAGUUUGAGUCUGGUAGUAGUAAUAGGAGUCGACAACGUGGACCCAGGACUUAGCUACAAAAACGUGACCUUCAUGACGUGGAACGAAGUGGUGCAGCGCGGAAGGAAUAACCCGCGAGAGUUUACGCCAGCGAAACCGACGGACGUAAACACAAUAUCAUACACAUCAGGAGUCUCAGGAGUGCCCAAAGGAGUAAUAGUGUCGCAGCAUCAGCACACCUCACUUGUAGUAAUAGUGAAUAGAAUAGUCUGCGACUAUAAAACGACGGAAAUCGACAGCCCGAGAGUGCACUUGAGCUACCUGCCGCUGUCUCACAUGUACGAAAGAUUGUACAUCUCAUGCUCGUAUAUUGAAGGGAGCGUGGUGGGAGUCUUCUCAGGAGACGUUAAAAACGUGCUCGACGACAUCAAGACACUUAAGCCAAACGUGUUCCCAUCAGUGCCCAGGUUAUACAUGAGAAUACACGACAAGGUCUUCUCAACAGUCUCGCAGAAAAACUUUCUGGUGAAAAUGCUUUUUAACAUGGGACUAAACUCGAAGCUGAAGAAGAUUAAAAGGUCGGGAGAAGUAACACACAGGGUGUGGGACAAGAUACUCUUUAAGAAGUUUAAGAGACUGCUGGGAGGGAACGUGGAGUGGAUGCUGACAGGGUCAGCACCACUGUCGCCAAAAGUGUUCGACAACAUAAGAGCACUGUUCUCAAUACCUCUAAUUUCAGGAUAUGGGCUCACAGAAACAUGUGCAGGGGCGUUCCACACGGAAAAAUACGACAGUGACUCAAGUCACGUGGGAGGACCAGUGCCAACGAUGGAAUUCAGACUAAAGUCACUUCCAGACUUUAACUACUACGUAACGGAUAAAAAUCCAAGGGGAGAGUUACUUUUGAGAGGCUAUAACAUAGUGAAGUCGUAUUACAGAAGCGAUGAAACAAACAGAGAGUCCUUUGAAAAUGGAUGGUUUCUAACGGGAGAUAUUGCAGAGCUUCUUCCAAACGGCGCCAUUAGAAUAAUAGAUCGCCGCAAAAACAUAUUUAAGCUGUCACAGGGAGAGUACAUAUCACCUGAAAAGUUGGAGGCGAUAAUAACAGCAGUGCCAGUAGUGUGCCAAGCGUACGUAACAGGGAAAUCAGAAUACUUGAACCCAGUAGCAGUAGUAGUGCCAGAUGAACUAGAGCUUGAAUUAUGGGCGAAAAAAAACAAUUGCAGCAAGAUGUCGAGAAAGGAAGUAGCAAGCUCAAAACAGUUUAAAGAUUUCCUAACUAACGAAAUGAAAAAGGUGUUUGAUACAAGUGGAGUAAAGGGGUUUGAAAAGGUUAAAACGUUCCACAUCGAUGAUGAGCUGUUUGCAAUAGAAAACGACCUGUUAACGACAACGAAUAAACUCAAGAGACUUGAAAAGGUGGAAUAUAGGAUGGAAGAUGAAGAAAAUAAGUUAAAUAUAGCUAAAAUAUCAGGAAUCGUAAAAGAUGGAGACAUAACAGCGUGUAAAACGCUCAUCCUGAACGAUGGAGGAAUCACACAAGUGGAGGACCUGUAUUCGAUGAAAUCACUGGAAAAGGUGACACUGUGUAACAAUAAAAUCAGAGACAUGAGCGUGCCAAAUAUAUCAAAGUUAGUCAAUUUGGAGGUGCUUAUUUUGAGUCACAAUAACAUAGAGAGCUUUAAGUCACCUAACACGUUUAUGAAUAAGUUGAAAAAAAUAACACUGAGCCACAACAAGUUGAGAGAAUUUCCAAUAUCAGACAAGUACCCAGUGUUAGCUGAGCUGAGGUUGAAUUCGAAUAAGAUUCUUACCUUGCCGAACAAUCUAGAGCUGUAUUCAUGUCUUAAGAUACUGGAUUUGGGGAAUAAUCAAAUAGUGAACGUAAGGGGACUGUAUAAACUGAGUAACCUGAAGGACCUUAACCUAUCGAAUAACCCAUCGGUAGACGUAAAAGAGGUGCUGAGUAACCUGAAACAGCUGAAAAUAUACAAUUCGCAUCCAAUAGAGUAUUAUAAGAAGGGUGAUAGUGACGGUGUGAUUAGUGCAAGUAACAGUGAUAGUAACUUAGCCGGUGUUAAGAGUACUGAAGCCACCAGUGGAGCUAAUACUAAUAGUUACGUAAGUAGUAGUAUCGAAAGUAAGAAUAAUAAAAAUAAGCGUGUAAGAAGGAGAAGGGGGCUAGUGACGACAGAUUUAAAUUUAAUUAACACCGCUGAAGUUAGACCAGCAGUAUUUUUAUCAUCAAUGGGAUAUAUCGCCUGUGAAUCACUAGUGUUUAAGCACGAAGAUAGCUAUUACCUGGAUACACUGAGGUUAAAUUGCAGUGCUCUGUUACAUAUUUUGAAGAGGAGGAAACUGGGAUCAAAAGUAAACAUAGGCUUAAUUGGGUCGCAAGUAUAUGUUGAGCCGCCAGCGGAGAUAAGGAGUCUAGUAGAAGAUGGUGCUACGAAGAGUGAAGACGUGCUGAGGUUUUUGGAUGUUAGAAACAGGUUCUUCGGAAAUCGCUACUACAGGUUGCUGGACGCAACGACUGUGGAAGAGGCCACUAAAGGGGCUAGUACGCCCAGUAGCGAGGAUGUGGGACCAUAUGAAAAAACAAUGUUGCUAAACUGCUUCCUGUUAGACUUUUUAUUUAGCAGUAGUGCUAGUGCUAGUACCACGACUAGAGUCAGUGCCAGCAAGGUAAUGUUGUUCGACUUGAACUUGGAUAAGUUUAACUACAUCAACCACAACAAGGGCUGCUACGUAGGCCAGGAAACAGUGAACAGAAUAUUGAAUAAAAUACUAAUAAAUAAGUAUAGAAUGUAUUUACUGAUAAACAAGGAAGGUAUUGAUGACACUACCAGUGAUACUAAUAUUAGUGGUACCGGUAGCAGUGUGAUGGAGGAAUUGAGCGAGUUGAAGUUAGUUGAAUGCCUAAGGAAGUCGCACGGCAACUGUGAUAAACGAGGUAUGUACGUGUUUAUUAAAAAGAUAAUGAGCGACUUGAGACCGGUGGUUUUAAGCAAGGUUAGCAGUAGUGACAAGGGGUUGAUCGACAGUAAAAAGUUAAUACUGCUGACGUUGUUUGAUGACUUCGGAUUUGUCUUACUGAAUCGGAACACGGAACUUGGUGAAAUAAAUAUAAACAGUAGGUUAUACUCAUUACACCCAGUAACAUAA